AUGAUAGGGCGAGGAAAGAAGGUGGGUGUAUUUAUGAGUCCCUUUUUUUUGUGCAGGAGAAGAGAAAUGCAAAGUUGUGUUGGAAAGGUUGAAGCAAAGGACAUGCAAGAGAAUUAUGAUGAAUUAAGUUUCCUAAAUAAUGAUAUUAAACAUAAUUUGUAUAGAUUAAAAUGUAUUGAACAAAAGAAAAUAAAAAGUGAUCGAAUUGUAUAUAAGAAAAUUUUAAAAGAUCUUUUAAAAAAAAAAGAAAAAUUUAUUGCUGAUGAUAUGAUUAAUUUCUUUUAUAUACUCAUAUAUAAUGAUUUGUACUACCUUGAUAUAUGUUCCAAUUUUUUCUCUUAUUUUUAUCAGCAUUGUGUAUACUCCAAAAAAUAUCUGAAUAAUGUUCAUGUAAAUAGUAUCGUCCAGAUUAUAUAUUCCUUUCACGUGUUUGAGAAUUACAACUUCUUCUCGAACAGCAGGCAUAUAUUUCCUACACAAGUGGUAGAACCCGAGAGUAGUAGACAUAACUGUAAUAUUGGAAAUGGAAAUUAUCUGACAAAAAGAAAUGAUCCCCAUAUAGACAAUGAAAGGCACAAAGUGCACUAUCAUAACGGGGCUUAUAGCACCUUCCAUAUUUACAACCACCUUUCAGAAUUUAUUUAUUUGAACAUCGAGCAUAUAAACAAAAGUCACAUAAUAAAAAUACUCCUACCGCUUUCUCAGUUUGUGUUUAAUUCAACUGUUACUUUGUUCACCCAGCACAACAGCAUAAAUCCAGAUGAAUAUAAAAAGCAAAUGAACAAAAUUGGGAAAAAUUUAUUUCUACUGAUAGAGUCCUUUGUCGAGAAAAUUAAUAUAACAAAAGGUAUAAAAAAAUCAUACUCAGCAGAAACGACGAAUGAAAAGGAAAUUAAAAAAAAGAAAGAAAGAUACAGCAACUUAAUUGACAACUCGUAUAGAAAUUAUAUAUAUAUAGACAACGAUUCAAAUGAUAAUAAAUUAAUAUGUCUCUUUUUUUACAUCUUGUCAAAAUUGUUUUUUCCUAUAUCUCCUAAUUUUUUUUUAAAAAUGAAAAAUCCCCUGGACUCUGAUAAUCCGAUAGAUGAACAUGCAUUUGGCCAAGCUCCUCGGGAAGAAGAGCCAAAACUGGGUUGGAAAAAAAAUGACCAUUAUGCUAAGUUGGAAAUAAGUGAGGAUGCUGCCAAGUUGGAAAUAAAUGACGAAUCAUGUAAUCCUGGUAUGUCUGCACACAUGAAGGAUGAAGAAAAAAAUUUUGUUGUUGUAGACUUGUUUAUGAGUCAUUACAAAAAAAAUGAAAUGCGCAACAAUGUGUUUUACAAGAAUACACACGAAGAAAAAUCGAAUGUAGAAAAUUUCCAAAUCUAUAAAAAUAAUAUUUUGAAAGCUAUGAAAAAAUAUGUAUUCCUUGAUGACAUAUAUAGUUUGAAUCUACACUACAAAAUGGUAUUUUUUAAGGCAAUUUAUUCGCUACAUUUUUUUAACUUCCCCUUUUUGAGGGACCUGUUCUUGAUUUAUUCUUACAUGAACAGUAGCAAGAUAGAUAAUUUUGACCAGACCAGCCAGUUGCAUUUUUUCAGUCUCCACGAGGGUGACGAUCAGGCAUGUGCAGAGAUAGCAGAGAUGGAAGAAAGUAUGACACAUAAAGACGUGAAUGUCGCACCCGUGGAUGAGCAAAAACGGUCGGGGGAGACGUACGAUGAAGGAAUAAAGAAAAAAAUAACGCAACUUGCAAAAAGAGGUGAUCUUUUUAAUAAUGUGUACAUAAAUUUGCUUAGCGAUAUUGAAAAUAGCAUAAAAAAUUGCACCGCUGAAGAGGCAUUAAACACAUUGUUCCAUAUGCAUUUACUAAGAUUUGUUGAUAAUCAUUUUAUAAUAGCACUAAUUUCGAAAUUAUGCAACAGCACUGAUAAGUUAAGAACUGAGCAUAAAAAAAAAAUGAACGUCAUUGUCAUUGCAUUGUUAUCCUUUCUUUCGCCACACAUACAUUCCAUCAUGUCAUUUCAAAAGGGUUUACUUUACAAUAUCAAUGUGUUUAAUCACAUAUACUGCAACAAUGAUGUAUAUGUAGAUCAAUUGAAGAGGCUGCGAGAUUUCGUUGAGCUAUUACACAAUAAACAAAUUUUUAAGAGGAAAAGGAAAGAAUUGCUUUCUUGGUCAAACUAUAAGCACUUGUGA
Messenger RNA from Plasmodium gonderi, 2178 nucleotides. RefSeq lists its product as hypothetical. The transcript has a single exon. The coding region runs from base 1 to 2178 and encodes 725 amino acids. Lineage: Eukaryota; Apicomplexa; Aconoidasida; Haemosporida; Plasmodiidae. The record is from RefSeq and is a predicted model, not a curated record.